Gossypium arboreum is the source of this 665-nucleotide messenger RNA. Its product is annotated as 60S ribosomal protein L14-2. Gene Ontology annotation, cellular component: cytosolic large ribosomal subunit; ribosome. The record is from RefSeq and is a predicted model, not a curated record. Bases 122 to 526 code for a protein of 134 amino acids. The transcript has 5 exons. Gene Ontology annotation, molecular function: RNA binding; structural constituent of ribosome. Gene Ontology annotation, biological process: translation; ribosomal large subunit biogenesis. NCBI's taxonomy places the organism in Eukaryota, Viridiplantae, Streptophyta, Magnoliopsida, Malvales, Malvaceae.
AAUAACAUUUGGAGGAAAAUUUAAAGUUUUAAACCCUAAUGAUAUAAGGCAUUUUAAUGGUUUUGGUGGUCUUCAGAAACCCUAACUUCAGCUAUUGCCCUUCUUCCCCAGUCUCUCAAAAAUGCCGUUCAAGAGGUACGUGGAGAUUGGAAGAGUAGCUCUGGUUAACUACGGAAAGGACUACGGCAAGCUUGUUGUCAUUGUCGAUGUCGUUGAUCAAAACAGGGCUCUUGUUGAUGCACCUGAUACGGUAAGAAGCCAAAUGAACUUUAAAAGACUGACUCUCACUGAUAUCAAGAUUGAUAUUAAUAGGGUUCCUAAGAAGAAGACCUUGAUUGAUGCUAUGGAAAAAGCUGAUGUGAAGAACAAGUGGGAGAACAGUUCAUGGGGCAGGAAGCUGAUCGUCCAGAAAAGACGGGCAUCGCUUAAUGAUUUUGAUAGGUUCAAGCUCAUGUUGGCAAAGAUUAAGAAGGCUGGAAUCGUUAGGCAGGAGCUAGCUAAACUUAAAAAGGAGACGGCAACCUAAACUUUUUUCUAUUUAAGCCUUGCCUUGUUAUACAUUUCAGUUUGAGAUAUUGUAAACUUCUACCGACUUUUUUUCUCAUAAUUGUUGCUUAUGACUCCUGCUAUCAAACCUCUAUCUGAAAUUAUGGUUGACUUUUUAA